CGUGUUCCCCCGCAGAGAUCGUGGACCAGCCGGGCGUGGACAUCUUCGGGCAGGUGUACAACCAAUGGAAGAACAAGGAGUGCGUGUGCCCCAACUGCAGCCGCAGCAUCGCCGCCUCCCGCUUCGCCCCUCACCUGGAGAAGUGCCUGGGCAUGGGCCGCAACAGCAGCCGCAUCGCCAACCGCAGGUGGGACCCCUGCCUGGGGCUGGGGCUGCUCCUGUGGGGAGAACCCCCUCACCCUUCCUCUCUCCCAGGCGAGAUCGGCGGGAACCCYGAUCCCUUCAAGUACAGCAACUCGGCGGGAAUCAACUACGAGACGCUGGGCCCCGAGGAGCUGCGGACGCUGCUCACCACGCAAUGCGGGGUCAUCUCCGAACACACCAAGAAGAUGUGCACCAGGUCCCUGCGGUGUCCCCAGCACACGGAUGAGCAGCGCAGGGCAGUCCGCGUUUACCUCCUCGGGCCCUCCGCGUCCCUGCCCGAGGCCGAGGGCAGCGUGGAGAACGACAGCUUCGAGGUGGCCGAGAGCCAGGCCCUCAUGAGCCGCCUGCAGUGGGAUGGCUCCUCCGACAUCUCCCCCUCCGACUCGGCCUCCUCCAAAGCCAGUACAAACAACUCCGAGUCCCGCAAGACCAAGAAGAAAAAGCCCCACYUGGGGCUGGUGAGCGGCGCCCCAGGGCUCGGAUCCAGCAAAAAGAAGAAGCCCAAGCCCCCCGCCCCCCACACCCCCAGCAUCUACGACGACAUCAACUGAGCCCCGUGGAGCUGGGGAGGGGCAGGACGGACAGAGGGACGGACAGGGGCCAGGACAGCCCCCGGGCACCCCCUGGGCCGGACACACCGCGGGUACCGGAGCACGGAGGACUCGGCCGUUGCYGGAGCGGGGCUGCAUUUGGGGAGCCCUCGUUAGUGCCCCCCUUCCUCCCCCGCCGUCCCGGUGCCUCUAUUUAUUCUGUGACAGUUUUUGUAUGUGGGGCUCCCGUCGGGGCGUCUCCCUUGGACAAUGGGGGUACAGCCCCCCCUUCCCCUCCCCACGCCCCCCAAAGCCAGCUGUGCCCCCCACGCCUGCUCCUCGUUGACCCCGAUGGGAYUGGGGGCGCCUGCACCCCCUGGGCAGGUCGGGGCCUGGGUCAGGGGGCUGUGAAUCCCUCCUGCCUCGGGGUUUUGGGGUGAGCCCCCCUCACCCUGGGGCUGCCCCCUCUCCCUGCACCGGGCUGGCACUCGCUGGUCGGGCUGGCUCAGGAGGGGGGGUCAUGCUGGACAGGGGUGUUUCCCACUCAGAGGACAAGUGGGGACCCUCCCACCCUCCAAAUUUGCCUGCAUUCAGCUGUUGGGGGUCUUGGGGCCCUGGCAGUGCCCACAUGGGGGGGUCACGGGGGGCUGCAUGCUGCAUCCUUCAUGUUUGGGGCUGUUUGGGGGUGGGUCUGGGGGCGGGGGGAGCUGCUGUGACCAUCCCUGCACCAGACUUUGGGGAAGGGAGACCCCAACUUGGCAGGGACCUCCGGGGGCGAGCUGGCAAUGGAGCAAAAUUGGGGCGGGGGCGAAGCACAGCCUGCCUUCAACACAGAGCCCCCCACACCUCGCGUCCCCAGGGCAGCUCUGAGCCCCCUCCCCACCUGCCUGGGGACCUGCUGCUGCAGUCGGGGGGCAGGGGGACCCCUCACAGCUCUGGCUGGUGUUUGCACCCCCUCCACAGGCUCUGCUUUUGUUUUGGGGGUGGCCGGGACCAGCGCCCCGCUGUGCGGGCUGGGGGGGGGGACAGGUCCCUCUGGCUGGAUCCAGGUCACCCCCUGUUUGCGAGCCCCUCCCCUCGCCGCAGCCGUUCUCCACCGCGGGGGCUGUCGGGGACAGGGUCAGCUCCGUCCCCUCUGUUGUCCCCCUGCCCCAAUUUGGCCGUAUGUCCCCCGGUGGGGGCUGUGUGUGUCCCCCCACCCCGGUGCCCUGGCUCGUCCUCUCGCUGGGACUCACAAAUUAUGGUGCUCUCGACUCUGGAUUCACUAUUGUUUUCAAACUGCUGCUAAAGGCUGGGCUGGGGGGGGCCCUGCAGAGCCCUGGGCACCUCAAAACGCUGCGGGAGCCCCCCCCCCCCUCCCACUGCA
Malurus melanocephalus (red-backed fairy wren) is the source of this 2100-nucleotide messenger RNA. It is a transcript of the gene ATXN7L3, whose product is annotated as ataxin 7 like 3. Gene Ontology annotation, biological process: positive regulation of DNA-templated transcription; regulation of transcription by RNA polymerase II. Gene Ontology annotation, cellular component: SAGA complex; DUBm complex. The transcript has 7 exons. The record is from RefSeq and is a predicted model, not a curated record. Gene Ontology annotation, molecular function: transcription coactivator activity. The annotation marks the transcript as partial. NCBI's taxonomy places the organism in Eukaryota, Metazoa, Chordata, Aves, Passeriformes, Maluridae.